Electrophorus electricus (electric eel) is the source of this 2315-nucleotide messenger RNA. RefSeq names its product UTP4 small subunit processome component (gene utp4). Gene Ontology annotation, biological process: maturation of SSU-rRNA from tricistronic rRNA transcript (SSU-rRNA, 5.8S rRNA, LSU-rRNA). The record is from RefSeq and is a predicted model, not a curated record. Gene Ontology annotation, molecular function: RNA binding; protein binding. Lineage: Eukaryota; Metazoa; Chordata; Actinopteri; Gymnotiformes; Gymnotidae. Gene Ontology annotation, cellular component: 90S preribosome; t-UTP complex; small-subunit processome.
GCACGCGGCAGAUCAACGCGUGCCUUGAGAGUUGGAAUCGUCAGACACACCGGCGCGAGGAGCUCGCGCUGGUCCUCCUUGUGUUUUAGAUGACGGCCAACCCCGCGUGACCCGAGAACGGUACCAGCUCGAGGAUGGGGGAGUUUACGGUCCACCGCGUGCGCUUCUUCCACUACAUGCCUUCCGCUGUGCGCGCUCUGGCGUUCCAGCCGCAGCGCCAGAAGAUCGCCGUGGCGCGCACGGACGGUUCGCUGGAGAUCCUAAACCGCGCGGACCACCUGUUCCAGGAGAAGGUCAUCCCGGGACGCGAGCAGCGCGGCACGGAGGCGCUCGCGUGGGCGGGGCAGCGCCUGUUCAGCGCGGGCCUGAACGGAGAGCUGGUGGAGUAUGACAUGCAGGAGCUCAGAGAGAAGUACAGGCUGGACGCGAGCGGCGGGCCCGUGUGGACCCUCACCUGCAACCCACAGGGAACCCGGCUGGCCGUGGGCUGUGAAGAUGGAACUGUGAAACUGUUUGAGGUGUGUGAUGAUGGAAUCCAGUUUGAAAGGAACUUGGCCAAGCAAAAAGGACGAAUCCUGUCGCUCUCUUGGCAUCCGUCCGGCUCCCGGCUCGUGGCUGGGAUGGCAGGCGUGAUUUGGGUCUUUGACGCUGGCACAGGUCAGUCAGUCCACAGGCUGUUGGUGGAACGUGGAACUGGGGCACCCCGGUCUAAGGAGUGUGUGGUGUGGAGUGUGGUCUGCCUCUCGGACGGCACCAUUGUCAGUGGAGACUCUUCUGGGAAUGUUAAAGUGUGGGAUGGAGACACUGGAACACUGAUUAGAAACCACCAGGUCACCAAGUGGGACGUUCUGGCAUUAUCGGUCUCUCAGGACGAGACCAGUCUUGUGGCGGGAACGUCGGAAGGAACUGUGGUCCAGUUCCAGCACCUCUCUGUGGUUCUUGGCAGGGAAGACAAAGAGUGGGUCCAGACCAGAACGUUCAAGAACCACACACAUGAUGUGCGCGCCGUGUUGGAGCUCGACACAGCCGUGGUGUCUGGUGGCAUGGACACACAGUUGGUGGUGAGGCCUCUCUUGGACAAAAUCGACGUGAAGACUUCUGCUUCAGCCCUGCGAAAGAUCCACUUCCCCCACAGACGCCUGGUUUCGUGUUCCAGAACGGCAAGACUUCUGCUGUUCCAGCACCGCAUCCACCUGGAACUCUGGAGGCUGGGCGAGAGUGAAGGAACCGGGGUCCCUGGGAGCAGUUUACCUAUUAAACGGAAACCAGAGAAACUGUUGCAUUUGAAAACAAAGGGGGAGGAGCAUAUCUGCUGCAGUGCACUGUCUCCGUGUGGGGGAUGGGUCGUGGUUUCCACGGUGACCAAUUUGAGACUGUACAGGCUGCAAUGUGACGAAACCAUCAGCAUCACUAAGGUGUCGAAGCUUCCAAAGGUCGUCAGCUCAGCCAAUCAGAUUUGCUUCUCUUCAGACUCCUCCUACCUGUUUACGGCCUCCACUUGUUCCUCAGUGCAUGUGUUAGCUCUCAGCCAAUCAGGGUGCACGUUUGUAUGUACCCUCAAGCCCAAGUCAUGCUCUGGUCAGGCCAUUCUCCUGUUAACAGCCAGUGAUGAUGGGAAAUGGUUGGCAGCAGCAAAUGCAGACCAUGAGGUUCAGGUGUACAACCUGCAGAAAAGGAAGGCCUACUGCACUGUGCCCGUGUACAGCUCUGGGGUCACAGCCAUGUCCAUCAAUCCCGCUACCAACAACCUGUUUAUGGUACACGCCGACCAGCAGAUCUUUGAGUUCUCUCUAGAGCAGAAGCAGUACACAGACUGGAGCAGACUGGUACACAGGAAGGGCUUGCAUCCCCAGUGGCUGGAGAGAGACACACCUGUCACCAAUGUGACCUUCAGUCCCAGAAACCCUGCCCACGUCAUUCUGCACGACAUGUACAUGUUCUGCAUCAUCGACCAAACCCUGCCUCUUCCUGAAAGGAAUUCUCAGCUGGUCAACCAGCUGACCCUGAGGAGUCUCCCAGAGAAGGAGCGACGGGCCCACAGCCAUGCUUUCAAAAUCUGCAAGACCUUCAAGGAGCUGCUGUUUGUGGAGCUUCUGGAAGAUCAGUCGUUGGUGGUGAUAGAGCGCCCCCUGCUGGACAUUACUGCUCAGCUGCCUCCACCAGUGAGACAGAAGAAGUUUGCCACAUAAGUGUGUGUGUGUGUGUGUGUGUGUGUGUGUGUGUGUGUGUGUGUGUGUGUGAUAUAGUUAACCUUCUCCUUCCUAUGCUUUGCAAUGACUAUUUGAUACAGUAAUAAAUAUUUGCUGUAAGAAACA